Cryptomeria japonica (Japanese cedar) is the source of this 1219-nucleotide messenger RNA. RefSeq lists its product as uncharacterized. The record is from RefSeq and is a predicted model, not a curated record. The transcript is spliced from 3 exons. The coding region runs from base 255 to 896 and encodes 213 amino acids. NCBI's taxonomy places the organism in Eukaryota, Viridiplantae, Streptophyta, Pinopsida, Cupressales, Cupressaceae.
AAAAGGUUUUUCAUUUAAUCUUUGAAACUGUUUAGUAAGGGCGGUUAGUUUUUCUGGUUUGGCUGCCUCUUUUGAGCUCAGCUUGCAAUUGCAUAUUGUGCUUUGAGGUUCUAGCUGCCCUGGAUUUCUUUGUUUGGCUGCUCUGUCCUAGUGGGUUCUCUGCCUGGUUUGUUCUAUCAUCUGUUCUAGACUUCUAGUGUGUCCUCCGCCUGCUAUCACCAUCAACUUUCAUAUUCUUUUCCCAAAAACAAAAGAUGGCAAAUUAUAGAGCAACUGGAGCUGCUCCCUCAUCCAGCAGAACCAAUGGUCAACAAUUAGGGGGUUUGAAUAGUCCUAUUGGUGAGGAAGAUAGUAAUAGAGUUUCUCUCAGUCCACCUGGAAAUAGGUCAUCCGGAUCAUCAUCCUACUAUUCUGCGCAAGAGACUUUCCAAGGGCAGUCUAUCAAAGUCAUUCACAAAAUACAGGCUAAAUUGCAGGUAUUACAAGCGGACGCCCUGCAUUCCAUUCAAAUGCUCACGACACUCAUCCAGGCUUAUCUCUCUGAGAUCGGGAAAGAAAUGCAUGCUCUACAGAACACUAUGACGGAUCUUUCGCUGGGUACAGAGGAAACAGAACCUGUGGAGACUUAUAUUCUGCAAUUCAACUUCAGGAGGCGAAACCCUAUUAAGAACGAAGAAGAUAGCAUUCAGGCGGUGAAAGAGUACAUAUUUAAAAGAAUGCUGGGGAUCGAAGAUUCGCAGCUGCCAAAAAUAAAAAGUGUGCUCAAGUCAAAUUUUAAUGGAGUGCUAGUAGUAUUUGCCGAUUCCCUUUCUAAAGAAAUCGUUUUACGGCGGGCAAAUCAACGGAAGAAAGGGAAAGCAAGAGAAGGCAUUAUUAUUUUUGACUGGACUCGAUGAAAAGACUUGGAACAUCACAAGAACAUGAGAGAAUGCUGGCUUAUCCUCGGAUUAGGGUUAGUGCAAUAAUUCAGUACAUAGGACAAGGACAGAAUUUAGGUUUGAUCUAAAUCAGGGCAAUUAUUUUGUGAUCAAGCAUCUACCUGCUUGUUUGUGUGAUUCAGUUGGCGAAAAUCGCUUCCGAACAGAAAAUUUAAGUUUGUCCAUGUAAACACUUUGGUAUUUCAAGGAAAUCAGAAACUCCAUGUAGACACUUUGGUAUUUCAAGAAAAUCAGAAACUGUUGCUUGGAAUGAAAACAAAUGCUGCUCCAAAUUUUCGUAA